Messenger RNA from Paramuricea clavata, 799 nucleotides. The record is from the annotation of a GenBank genome assembly. NCBI's taxonomy places the organism in Eukaryota, Metazoa, Cnidaria, Anthozoa, Malacalcyonacea, Plexauridae.
AUGUCUUGGUAUUCGGAGGAAAAUGGCAAAACCCUUCACAUUAGCCAAGAUAUUCUACGCAGCGUCCUCUAUGGAAAAUGGUGCAAUGUGUUUGGAAAUGACCGGGAGUUAACGUUCAAAGCUGACGCAGUUUUUCGCAACAAAGAUAUUUACCAAUCUGAAAAGAGUAAGUCCGCUGUUUAAUUGUAACUUAGUCGUGUUUAACACGAUGUCAAAGUAUUCUUUCUAUCAGUUAGCUUAUUUGUAGGGUGUUGUAUUAUUUUACAAUUUGCGCGCUAGUACACGCUAGUCUACGCUUUAUAUAAAAUUGGUUCAUGGUCGUGAAUAGGAGUAAAAUAAUAAUUUACGCGAAAACAACGGUGACAUUUAUCAGAUUGAAUGGUUAGUGUUCCAAGAGCCACAUACUAAACAGGAAAGGAUGGCAUGUUUAAUCGGCAAUGUUUUUAGAAUGGUUUCAAGUCCUGAACUGUUCUGUGAAGCAAUGGCUUUUAAGAAACGAAUCCGUCGGCUCGAAAUUGCGUUCUAGUAAGUUGCGCCAUAUUGCGUUUUCUAUCACCCCACCUUAACGGAAAGACUCAAAAGCCUCUACAGACGAGAGAGAGAAGGUAGCAUCUCCCUGAAUUAAACUAAACGCAUUGCGGCCUUUUGAACGCAGACCCUUCAUGAGUUAGUUAGCUAGCAGGAAAGUUAGCUACUUCCUAGUGCCGAAGGAACUUUGGCUCGAAACGUUACAAAUUUUUUUCUAUACGUUUACUAUACCCAAACGUGUGGGCGCACUGUUUUUCUAGGGGAGUGUCCU